Molecule: messenger RNA, 333 nt
Organism: Cooperia oncophora
Lineage: Eukaryota; Metazoa; Nematoda; Chromadorea; Rhabditida; Trichostrongylidae
Source: the annotation of a GenBank genome assembly
AUGACAGCAGUUGCAGGACAACCCGCUGGAGCCUCUACUAUGACAGCUCUCCAAGGACAACCUGCAGGAGCUUCAACGAUGACUGCGCUACAAGGACAGCCUGCAGGAGCUUCCACGAUGACAGCGCUACAGGGGCAACCAGCUGGAGCCUCAACGAUGACUGCGGUUGCUGGACAGCCUGCUGCAGCUUCAACGAUGACAGCACUCCAAGGACAACCUGCUGGAGCCUCAACGAUGACAGCGCUCCAAGGGCAACCUGCUGGAGGUGAGGACAUUGAGCUCUACGUCCCUGAAGGCUACGCCUACUACUGCGAAAUUCAAAGCUGUAUCUAA